AUGGCUGAAAACGGGAAUGGAAACGUAGCAACAGAAAACGGACUUGCGAAGAUUCAGACGCCGAAGCAGAAAGCUCUUAACGGGAUUUGUCACGAUGAUAGUGGUCCCACGGUGAAAGCGAAAACCAUUGAUGAACUUCACUCAUUGCAGACGAAGAAAUCUGCACCAACUACCCCUAAUACGGGGAAUUCAUCUCCGUUUGCUUCUCUCUCGGAACAAGAACGCCAGCAACUGCAACUUCAAUCAAUUAGUGCAUCCCUUGCGUCACUGACAAGAGAAACUGGACCAAAGGUGGUGAAGGGGGAUCCAGCUAAGAGCCGGAGCCAGAAGGUUGAUCAUGUGCAUCACGUUCAUGUUGCUCCAACCAUUGCUGUUAGUGACAGCGCUUUGAAAUUUACUCAUGUUCUCUACAAUCUCUCUCCAGCUGAACUGUAUGAACAGGCUAUCAAGUAUGAGAAAGGUUCGUUUGUUACUUCCAAUGGAGCAUUAGCAACACUUUCUGGUGCUAAGACAGGUCGUUCUCCUAGAGACAAGCGUGUCGUUAAGGAUGAUGUUACUGAAAGUGAACUUUGGUGGGGAAAGGGCUCUCCUAACAUUGAGAUGGACGAGCAGACUUUUUUGGUGAACAGAGAAAGAGCUGUUGAUUACUUGAAUUCUUUGGACAAGGUGUAUGUGAAUGACCAAUUCUUGAACUGGGAUCCAGAGAACAGAAUCAAAGUCAGAAUUGUCUCAGCCAGAGCAUACCAUUCAUUGUUCAUGCACAACAUGUGUAUCCGACCCAGUCCUGAAGAGCUGGAGAAUUUUGGUACUCCGGACUUCACUAUAUACAAUGCGGGAAAGUUUCCAUGUAACCGUUUCACUCACUACAUGACAUCUUCCACUAGCAUUGAUCUUAAUCUUGCUAGAAGGGAAAUGGUUAUCCUCGGCACACAAUACGCCGGGGAAAUGAAGAAAGGUCUUUUCAGUGUCAUGCAUUAUCUCAUGCCUAAGCGCCAAAUUCUCUCCUUACACUCUGGUUGCAAUAUGGGCAAAGAUGGUGAUGUUGCACUCUUCUUUGGACUCUCAGGUACUGGAAAGACUACUCUUUCUACCGAUCAUAAUAGGUAUUUGAUCGGAGAUGAUGAACAUUGUUGGAGUGAGAAUGGUGUCUCCAACAUUGAAGGUGGUUGUUAUGCUAAAUGCAUUGAUCUUUCCCGGGAGAAAGAGCCUGAUAUCUGGAAUGCAAUUAGGUUUGGUACAGUGCUGGAAAACGUGGUGUUUGAUGAGCAUACUAGAGAAGUUGAUUACUCUGACAAAUCAGUUACAGAAAAUACGCGUGCAGCCUAUCCUAUUGAGUACAUUCCAAAUGCAAAGCUACCAUGUGUUGGACCUCAUCCAAAGAAUGUUAUUCUUUUGGCAUGUGAUGCAUUUGGUGUGCUACCACCAGUGAGUAAACUAAACCUGGCGCAGACCAUGUACCAUUUCAUCAGUGGAUAUACAGCUCUGGUGGCUGGAACUGAGGAUGGUAUAAAGGAGCCGCAAGCAACAUUUUCGGCUUGUUUUGGUGCAGCAUUUAUAAUGUUACACCCUACAAAAUAUGCUGCAAUGCUUGCUGAAAAAAUGGAGAGUCAUGGUGCAACAGGGUGGCUUGUUAACACUGGUUGGUCUGGUGGCAGCUAUGGUACCGGAAGUCGUAUCAAACUAAGUUAUACUAGAAAAAUAAUUGAUGCUAUUCACAAUGGAAGCCUCCUGAAGGCAGAGUACAACAAGAGUAACAUUUUUGGCCUUGAGACCCCAACAGCUGUAGAGGGUGUCCCUUCAGAAAUUCUCGAUCCUGUGAAUGCGUGGGCUGACAAAGAUGCCUACAAUGAGACAUUGUUGAAAUUGGCUGGAUUGUUCAGGAAGAAUUUUGAAACAUUCACUAACUACACAAUUGGAAAGGGUGGUGACAACCUCACAGAAGAGAUUCUUGCAGCUGGACCAAUCUUUUGA
Molecule: messenger RNA, 1971 nt
Organism: Lathyrus sativus (Indian pea)
Lineage: Eukaryota; Viridiplantae; Streptophyta; Magnoliopsida; Fabales; Fabaceae
Source: the annotation of a GenBank genome assembly